GUCAAUUGUCAGCGUCAAGCGAAAUGCGGAUUGCGGUUAUCACUGAAAAUUUUUUGUAUUUUUGAAAUUAAGUAAACAGUUUCGAAGGAUCUAUAUUCGAUAAAAAAGUGCAAGCUUUAGGCAUAUUAAAGUACAAAUCUUUUGCAAGAACUUAAUGCUUAGCGAAAAUGGAUGUUGGUGAAUUACUCUCAUUUAAGCCUACACCCACUCCAAAACGUCCUAAUGAAGAUGAACUUGACGAUUCAGACGAUGAAAGUGUGCGAUCAAGUAAAGUUCGUCGACUAGUAAAAUCAGAUACAGAAAAAACUUUUAAAUCUCUUCCCAAAGAACCAACUAUUACUGACAAAGAACGUGAAGAUAUUCUUAAAUUCGUAGAAAAUGAAGUAACAGAGGGCGAAAUACUAGAUGAAACUGCUGUUAAAAAAUUAGUUCUUAAUUUUGAAAAGAAAGCUUUGAAAAACAGGGAAAUGAGGAUUAAGUUUCCUGACCAACCAGAAAAGUUCAUGGAGAGUGAAUUAGACCUUUAUGAAGCUCUACAGGAUUUAAGUGCUGUAGCCACUGUGCCAGACCAGUACCCCUUGUUGGUUGACUUGAAAUGUGUUAAUUCAAUUUUAGAAUUACUCUCUCAUGAUAAUACAGAUGUGUCUACAAAAGUUGUUAAUUUAUUACAGGAGUUAACAGAUGUUGAUAUUUUGCAUGAAAGUGAGGAAGGUGCAGAAGAAUUAAUCAAUGCAUUAGCAGAAGCAGAGUGUCCUGCAUUACUUUUACACAAUCUAGCUCGUCUUGAUGAACAAGUACCAGAUGAGAGGGAUGCUGUUCAUAAUACAUUAGGUAUAGUUGAAAAUAUAACAGAAUUUCGACCUGAACUAUGUGUUGAAGUUGCCAAACAAGGUUUUAUGCAGUGGAUUUUGAAAAGACUCAAAAUGAAGGCACCAUUUGAUGCCAACAAGUUGUAUGCAACAGAAAUAUUGUCCAUACUUCUGCAGAACACCCCAGAGAAUAGGAAAUUACUUGGAGAACUUGAUGGCAUUGAUGUCUUGUUGCAGCAAUUAGCUUUUUACAAAAGACAUGAUCCAAGUGGAGCUGAAGAGCAAGAGGCAAUGGAAAACAUGUUUGAUUCACUUUGUUGUGCACUUAUGGAGCCUACCAAUAGAGAUCGCUUCUUAAGAGGAGAAGGUUUGCAACUUAUGAAUCUUAUGUUAAGGGAGAAAAAGAUGUCUCGCAAUGGGUCAUUAAAAGUAUUGGAUCAUGCACUAGCAGGCCCAGAUGGUCGCGACAAUUGCAAUAAGUUUGUUGAUAUUUUGGGUCUUCGAACUGUGUUCCCUUUGUUCAUGAAAACACCAAAGAGGAAAAGAUUGUUAACAGUUGAUCAACAUGAAGAGCAUGUAGUUUCAAUAAUAUCGUCAAUGUUACGUAACUGUCAAGGCAGUCAGCGGCAAAGAUUACUUGCGAAAUUUACCGAAAAUGACCUGGAAAAGGUGGACAGAUUAUUAGAAUUACAUUUUAAAUAUAUGGACAAAGUGGACCGUAUUGAAAAGGAGAUGGAGCAAGAAACAGAAGAUUUAGAUGAUGAUGCACAGUAUUUGAAGCGAUUGUCUGGGGGUUUAUUCACUUUGCAACUCAUUGACAGGAUUAUACUAGAGGUAUGCACAGCAGGUCCGCCAUCAAUAAAGCAACGUGUGCAACGAGUUUUAUCUCUAAGAGGUGGUUCUUUGAAAAUUAUACGACAUGUUAUGAGAGAAUAUGCCGGCAACUUAGGUGAUGCAGGAAGUGAAGAAUGGCGGCAACAAGAACAACAACACAUACUACAACUUGUUGAUAAGUUCUAGAAUGUUCUCGAGUUUCAGACAUUAUGGCUGAAAUUGAAUUUAUGAGAAUAAAUGCACUUUAGCUGU
Molecule: messenger RNA, 1895 nt
Organism: Zerene cesonia (dogface butterfly)
Lineage: Eukaryota; Metazoa; Arthropoda; Insecta; Lepidoptera; Pieridae
Product: beta-catenin-like protein 1
Exons: 12
Coding region: 168-1829 (553 amino acids)
Cellular component (GO): spliceosomal complex
Source: RefSeq, a predicted model, not a curated record